CAGCCGACAAGGACUGAGACCUAAUAUAAAGGGCAAAUCAAGUCGGUUUGUAGUAAAGAUAUUUUUUAUUUCUACAUUUUACCAUCUCAACGGUCUCAUUCAUUCAUCUCAAAGGAUCUGUAAGAGUGCCCCCCGUCUGUGCAGUAGAGAGCAAAGCAGACAUGUCUAGAAUAGAAAACAGUGAGGGGAAUGUGCUAAAGCGUGUGGCAGAGCUGCCGCUCAUCAGCUCGGCGCUGCAGCAGGCCUCUUCCAUCUACACGGGUGUGAAAGGUCGUUACCCGCUGCUCGGGUUUGUGGGAGGCGUAGCAGAGCUGGGCAUCCGGAGUGCAUCCACAGCAGCCCUGAAACAAGCAGCACCUCUGCUAAAGAACCUAGAACCAGAAAUCGAGGCAGUGAACAGUUUUGCACUAGGGGGUUUGGAACAGCUGGAGAAGCUUUUUCCAAUUCUCCAACAGCCCACAGAUGAGGUGGUUGCUAAUCUGAAGGACGCUUUCUUCCUGAGGCUGGACGACGCGCAGACUCGAGUGAACGACGAGCUGGACAGAGCCGUGGACAGAUGGGACAAGCUGCUGCGCCUGAGCUGGCGCCUCGUGGCGGAGGCUCAGGACUCGGCUCCCGGGCGAGUGAUCACCGCGGGUCUGGAUGAGCUCAUCACUCAGUCGGAGGCGGCGGUGGCCUACUAUCUGCCUCUGCCACCCACGCUGCGUUGUGAGUGGGAGAGAAGAGUGCAGAGCUACGAAGAUGAAGACGAGGAUGAUGAUGAUGAAGAGGAAGAGCCUCGAAUGUGGACUCGUAUCCGUAGCCUGUUGUUGUGCCUGUACCUUCAGCUGUACCACAGAUUGAUGAUGCUGAGAGAAAGACUAGACGGCGUUUUGCAGAUGCUAGGGGCAGCUGCCGAAACGGUGGGUCUAACGCGGUUGAUGGCGGUGGUGGAGUCCCUGCUGCAGCUGCUUCUGUCAUUUUACACGACUCGGGUGCAUCGCGUAGAAGAGCUGCGGUCUCUACUCGUGGCCCAGCUCGCAUCAGGUAUUCAGGCACUGAAGGUUUUGCCCCCUGUAGAGCAGAUAUUGACUCUGCCUACCCAGGCACGCACUAUCAUGAACGACCUACUGGAACUGGGACAGAUUCUCAUACAGCUGCUCAUCAACACCACCCCCCUCUAUGACCUGGUAAAACAAGUUUCUGAUCUCGACGCACCAAGCAAUCCAAUUCCAGAGGAACCUUCUGAGAGUCCCUCCCGCCGUGCAUCCGCGAACAACCUCUUCCUUAAGGCCAUGGACAGCCGCCCACGUCGCCGCAGAAGCCUUUACGCCCGUUCCCGUCGCGAGUCUGCCAGCGGGCUUCCAUCGAGCCCAGUUCUCUCUCCAACUCCAACCCCAGUCCCGGCGAAUGGCCGCAAAGGCAGUUUGAAGCUAGAUUCCCCGCACUCAGGCCCUCCAGAACUUGACACACUUGCUUUGUCCACCACCGAUAUGAUCCGCCGCCGCUCCUCGGCCACCGAGGUCCUGUUGGCUCCCAUUAUGCAGUUAGUUACACAGAGCCAACGGGCAUUUGAGUUUCUGAGCUCUGGCUCUUCAUCUGAAGAUCAGGUCAUACCUGUGGUGGAAACCACUGAAUAUUAAGUUCCACUCUUCUCAAACAUAAGAUUUAAGUGUAAUCAGAGCAUUCAAACACUGAUCGCUGCAGCUCACAGGCUGCUAUGGAUAGUACAGCAAACAUACCUUCAAACCACAAUCCAUGCAGAGGCUUCUCUGGUAGACCUACAAAAACGAAUCUGGUUGGUAGAGACAGAGAAGUGACUAAAUAUCAAACUAGAACAUUAGCCUAGCAUUCAGAAUGUGCACAUGGAUUAAGCUGACAUAAAUGCACUUAGAAUUAAAUCAAAACAGUAUGGAUUUGCACUAUGAAGUGCUAUUUGGGUAGGCGGUUUUAGCUUUGAAUGCUUGUUUCUAGAUGUUUGGACAAAGAAACAACUCAGCAAAUUGUUUUAUGUUCGCAUGUAACGCAAUUUAGCAUGUAAUUGUUAGCAUGUAACGCAUUUUGUUUAGACCAGAUAAAGCUAUCUGUAUUCCUCAGCUUUCUUAGUUCUUAUAUAUUAUAAGCAUUAUACGUUUUAAUCUACAGACUGUUAAUGAAAGACUGCUAAUUAGAUUAGUGCACUGAUGAAUCAAGAUGAGGCAAGGAUUCUGCACAGGUGGAAAUUUGUUUCAAGGUCAUGUAUGUUCAGUCCAGAGGAGAGAAUAAGAAACUGUUAAUAAUACUUUGAUUAAUAAUGGGGCGUUUUAUGCUUUAAGAUCAAGGAUGUGUAAUUGCAAGUAACAUUAAGAAAAGUGUGUCCCUGCUGAACAAACCAGCUAAAACUGGUCUCAGCUGGUUUAAGCUGGCCUACCCAUUAUUUUAGAUGAUUUAGACUGGGAAACCAGCUAGAUUGACCAGCUAAAACCAGCUACUUCCAGUCUAAAUCAGCUAAGUCCAGCCAACCAGUCUAGGCUGGUUUUAGCUGUUUUUGUCAGCAGGUAAACACAUAGACAGCAAUGUAAUGUCACUAAAUGGUGUUUAAUGACUUGGUGGACAUUUAUAGCUAAAGUCCUAACAACCUUUAUCUUGUAGUGCAUUUUUUUUUCCUUUAACAAAUGUAAUAUUGACUUUAAAUGUAAUAAAACAUUUU
This is a messenger RNA of Puntigrus tetrazona (Sumatra barb), 2668 nucleotides long. It is a transcript of the gene plin6, whose product is annotated as perilipin 6. Gene Ontology annotation, biological process: lipid storage; positive regulation of triglyceride storage. The record is from RefSeq and is a predicted model, not a curated record. Bases 162 to 1622 code for a protein of 486 amino acids. The transcript is spliced from 9 exons. Lineage: Eukaryota; Metazoa; Chordata; Actinopteri; Cypriniformes; Cyprinidae. Gene Ontology annotation, cellular component: cytosol; lipid droplet.